Molecule: messenger RNA, 5847 nt
Organism: Notolabrus celidotus (New Zealand spotty)
Lineage: Eukaryota; Metazoa; Chordata; Actinopteri; Labriformes; Labridae
Gene: svilc
Product: supervillin c
Exons: 32
Coding region: 635-5419 (1594 amino acids)
Biological process (GO): actin filament severing; actin polymerization or depolymerization; barbed-end actin filament capping
Cellular component (GO): cytoplasm; actin cytoskeleton
Molecular function (GO): phosphatidylinositol-4,5-bisphosphate binding; actin filament binding
Source: RefSeq, a predicted model, not a curated record
UUACUAGAUGUCCGAGCCCCCAGAAGCAAAACCAAGUAUCCCAGUCUAAUAAAUAUCCUUAGGUGUAUCUGUUUAUUUCCUGUUGACUCAAUUUAUGACUGUGUUCAGGAGUGAACCCCGUCUGAGCAUCAAGCUGCCUCCAAACUUGAUUUUGAACCCAGGGCUCUUAUUGUGACUCAUGGGAGCACAGGUCGGGUACAGCAGCAGCGUCUCUCUGCUGCUUCCUGGACAGAGGAAGGGGCUCCCCACGGUUCGUCCAUCUAUUUAUACUCCCCGCUUAAUACGGAGCGCCGUCCACAGCUGCCACUCUGACUACAUUUGGAGCGACAGCUCGCGUGGGGAGGGACCGGCGGUCUGAGGCAGGGCUGCGGAAACUUUUAUGUCCACUUCACGCGGCGUGCAGUGCAUGGCGAUGUCUCAUCCACCAAGGAACCAAUUAUUCUGCAACCCCUGAAAGGCAGACUGUCGGCAAACUGAGACUCCUGAUCCAAUGGAUCUGAACUUCACUGAAAGAAAGUUUGGCCCACAAGUUUUGCCUUAGCUGAAAAGUGAGGAAAGAACAACACACCUGCCUUCUGGUCCUGAAUGUUCUACAUUCAUUCGAGGAGAAUUGACUGAAUUCUUCUGAGGGAGCAUGGACGCUACAGAGAAUCCCGUUCUGGAGCCCAGAUCAGAGCGGAUCGCUCGCUACAAAGCCGAGAGGAGACGAGAACUAGCCGAGCGCUUCGGCAACCUGGAGGAGCUUCCUUCCAAGUGGGUGAGGAGGGAUGGGAAGGAGCUGUCUGACCCAGGUACCAGAGCCCACAGAGGGACUCUGAACUCGGAUGGGCUCAGUGAGAGAGUGAACGGCAGGACACGAGAGGUUACAAAUGGACUGGAAGUGGACAACGCAGAGUCCAACCGCACGAGAAGGCAGGGUUCCCAUGCCUCUGCUAGCAUGCUGAGCGGGGAGGGGUGCCCCGUCCCUCUCGGACCUGAUGCCCCGCAGCUCCACACUCGUGUGUCAGUGGGCCAGUUGAGGAGCUCCCUCCUGCAGCAGACAGGGAACGGAGCACAGCCUGAGAAAGUUUGCCCUGAUGAUGGGCGCACCACCUCAUCCCUGGAUCUUGCUUCCGAGGGAGGCCGGAGACGCACCCGGCGAUACCUCCCUGGUGGGUCGGGUGGCGGCCGCAAGACCAGCGAGCGCUUCAGGACGCAGCCAAUCACAGCUAAUGAGAUGGAGGAGAGCAGCGGGAUGGGGGACGCAGAGGAGGAGGAGAACCAAAAAGCUGACGUGAAAACGGACGACCGGGCCAAAAUGAGCGUGGCAGCCAAGAUGUCUUUGUUUAAAGAGCUGGAAAAGGCUGCUGCCCCCGAGGCCUCGGCCUUUCUGAAGCCCCGGCAGGGAAGUGUGGGUCAUGAGCGCAGGGUGCGCCGCGGUAACGACCAUCGCUUUCUCACUCAGCCAAUCACCUGUGAGGAAAUCGUGGCAAUCAGUGCCCCAAAACCAGCUCCACCAGUGGAGCCCCAGUCUGUGCAGGCUGUGGAGGCUGAGCCGGUGGAGGACGAUGAUGAGAGCUGUAAGAUGAGCAUGAGUGAAAAGCUCGCCCUCUUCAACAAACUAUCCCUGCCAGGGAAGGAAGGGGGUGGCCCUGCUGAGGGACCUCCAGAGAGACGGAGGCAGAAGGGGGCUCGGUACCGCACCCAGCCCAUCACUGUGGAGGAGGUCAACCUGCUCCAGAAAGGCCCCGUUCAGCUUCCCGUCUUCAGUUUGUCCACUCACCUGCACGACAGACAGCAGGCCUCAUCUGUCAACCUAAAACCCAGUGAGCUCCGCCUCUCUCAGCCAAGACUGGAUGCUGGUCGUAUGCCGUCAGAGCUCAGUGGCAUCACUCAGCAGGGCCUGCAGCGCUACGACUCGGAGCCCGGUUUGAGAGGCAUCUUGAAGAAGAGCUGCAGGACGGAGGGUGGGCGAACAGAUGCAGCGCCCAGACAUGUGCAGAACGGUGGAGGCUGUGAAGAGCCUGAGACACGAGGGAGGGUGGAGUGUACAGACCUGCAGGAAAUCCCGAAACCGCCGCCAAGAGAGAGACGGGCGGCUUCAGGUGUGGAGCCUGCUGCUCCUUGGAGGCAGAGAGCUCGAAACAGGAGGGAAACCAUCACCUGCACACCGAUCAGAGGGCUGUCAGAGCAGGACGGCCUCCAGGACGAGCAGCUGGGAAACAACUCAGAGAUAAACGGCAGGGCUCAAAGGCAUCAAAAUGAGGAGGAGAGCACUGAGAAGACAAAUGAAGAAACCGCAGCUACUGGACACGUUCAGGUGACCCCAGUGGACAACAGCAUGAAACUGCAGGAGACGACAGACAACAGCAGAUGUGAGGAAGAGACAGAUCACACUCAUGUGGAGAAUGUCAAUCCUCAGUGCUGGUCGAACCUCUCCUUCGAGGCACAGGAAGUCGCCUCUCCCACCAAGAACCUGACACAGCCACAGUGGAGACAGAAGGCUAAGGGACCCGAGGAUGAUCUCCAGAUGGACGAGGUCAAAGACGUGAACGAGCAGCAGGCCGGGCAAUUUGUCAACAUGAACUCCACAGUCACUGCUACGUGCACGGAUGAAGAAAUCUCUGUGCAGUCUCUGAUGCAGUCUGAAGCUCAGGAGACUUCACCAAUCUCAGCGUCUCCACCCGGAGUGAAGGAGGAGAUGCCUGUUGAGGAAUCGAAUGCUUUUGAUGGAGGUUUUUACAGAGAUCAGUCACCUCCAUCUGCCUGCACCCUGCCACCAAGUGAAGAUGCUGCAACAGCAGAGGGCGAGCAGGACCUGGAUGUUCUCUGCCAGAACAACACGCCUAUGCUGACCUCAGCUGUAGCAGAGCACCGGCGGUCUGUGCGACCGUCACGUCGGACUCAGGGCUCCAGAAACCCUCUAAGGGCUCUGGCAGCAAGGGAGGACGUCAGGCAGGACUACAUGGGAGAGAGAGCCAACACAGCACCUGAGGAGAGGAUGCAAGCAGAGAACAAGUCCAAGAACUCAGAUUCACAUUGUGUCCCAUCAGAAGACGUCACCUCUUCCUCAGACUCUGCGAAUACUAAAUCCUAUCCCCCCUUCAGCACCCUGAUGCUCAUUCACAUCAAAGGAAGGCGGCAUAUCCAGGUGCGUCUGGUGGAGCCCUCAGCACGCUCUCUGAACAGUGGAGACUGCUUCCUGCUGGUCAAUCCGGAGCACUGCAUCCUGUGGAGCGGAGAGUUUGCCAAUGAACAAGAAAAAGCCAAGGCUUCUGAGCUGGCAUCAUUCAUCCACAGUCACACAGAUCUUGGCUGUCAGGCCUCUCAGAUCGUCCACCUGGAGGAGGGGCUGAACUGUGACAGCAGUCUGGCCGCAGACUUCUGGAGCCUUCUAGGCGGACGGACACAAUACAGAGGAGCCGGUGCAGAAGAGGAGGAUGAGCUCUUUGAACGAGGCGUUUCUGAGUCAAACUGUGUUUACAGGCUGGUGGAGAACAGACUGGUGCCUCAUGAACAAGCCUGGGCCUGCAUCCCCAGCGUGUCCCUGCUGGGCUCCGAUGAGGCCUUGGUGUUUGAUUUCGGCAGUGAGGUGUACCUGUGGACCGGGCAGGAUGUUUCUCUCAGCAGGUUGCACAUUGCUCUCCAGCUGAGUCACCAAGUGUGGGCUGGAGCUUACGACUACAGCAACUGUCGAGUCAAUCCACUGGAUCCCACACAGAAUAACCCUGGCAUGCCGCUGAGGGGUGAGGGACGUCCCACCUGGGCGUUGUUCGGCUGCGUCUCAGAGCACAACGAGACGGCUUUGUUCAGGAGAAAGUUCCUGGACUGGACGUUCAAGAGCGCAGGCACAGAGGAGGCGGCUUCUGUGAACAAGGAUGUGCAGCCCGUCUCAGUUACGCCUCCCCCGUCAUCAGACCUCCUGAGCGCCUGCGACGCUAAAGCCCUCGUGUCGGGUGAGUCAGCAAAAGGAGAUGGCUUGGUCCACAACGUGUUGGCAGGGGUUGACGUGCAGAGGGGGCACGGAGUCAUCACGCUGGAGGAAGGAGGUCAGAUGGAGCUGAGCACGGUUGCGGUGGACACCUGGCACGUCCAGGAGUUUGAUGACAGUGAAACUCCAGUAGAGAGCACGGGACAGCUUCACGAAGGAGACUCUUACGUCAUUCGCUGGACUUACAGCAUCAACACUGUCGAUAAGAUGAACGGCUCUGAUGAGAGCAGCACAGAACACAAAGAACACACCGCCUUGUUCUUGUGGAGGGGCUGUCACUCAAGUGUCAGCGGGCGGGACACGGCUGCUUUUCUAUCCAUUGGGAUGAAUAACCAGGAAGAGUCACAGAUGGUGGUGCCUCAGGGGAAGGAGCCCCCCUGUUUCCUGCAGCUUUUCCAGGGAGGCCUGGUCAUUCACAAAGGCAAGAGAGAGGAGGCGUCCACUCAAACAGAGUGGCGUCUGUUCUGCGUGCGAGGAGAGCUCCCAGAGGAGGGCUCUCUGUUAGAAGUGGGCUGCUGCUGUGCUGGUCUGAGGUCCAGAGGCUCUGUUGUGCUGCUCAACAGCCAGGAGGGGGUGCUGUACCUCUGGACUGGAUGUAAAGCUCAUGUCAGCAUCAGAGAAGUUGGCAAGCGUGCAGUGGAGCGCCUCACUCAGAUGUGUCCACCGGAGCUGGGUCUGAGUAAAAGCAACCAAGUGAAGGUGCAGGUGGUGGAGGAGGGUUCAGAGCCUGCAGACUUCUGGACAGCACUUGGACAGAUGGACAGGAAGGCGUAUGACUGCAUGCUCCAAGAUCCAGGAAAGUAUAACUUCACACCUCGCCUUUUCCACCUGAGCACAACUUCGGGGAGUUUCCAGGCUGAGGAGCUGCAGAGUCCAACACGGCUGCCUGGGCUUGUGAUGGCAAUGCCCUUCACCCAGGAGAGCCUGUACUCUGUUCCACAGCCAGCCUUGUUCCUUCUGGACAACCGUCUGGAGGUCUACCUCUGGCAGAGGGGUCAGCCUGAGCAGACGGAGAGCUCGGCUUCAGCAUGGAGCUGCUGGCACAACGAGAGAAGGUGCGCCAUGCAGACGGCCCUGCAGUACUGCAAAGAAAUGAACCCAAGACGCCCACCGCAGGCUUACCUCAUCUUUGAGGGGUCAGAGCCUCUUACCUUCACUAAUGUGUUCCCUCGCUGGGAGAGGAGCAGCGGAGCCCACACGCAGGGCGACACAGGGCCGGUGAAGCUGACCUUGGUGCAGGACGCCCUGGCCCAGCUUAUGAAGACCCAGUACCCUCUGGAGGAGCUGCUGCGGAGCCCCUUACCUGAAGGAGUGGACCCCCAGCACCUUGAAGUCUACCUGUCUGAUCAGGACUUCCAGACUAUUUUGGAAAUGAAGAGAGAUGAAUACGCCUCCCUGCCAAGCUGGAAACAAAUUGAUCUGAAGAAAAGCAAAGGGCUGCUUUGUUAGACAAGCGGAGGCUGACUGACGCUCCUGCAGCAGGGGCUUACUCCUCCUCCUCCUCCACCCAGAAAAGGACGAUGGCAGGGGGGUAUUAGCACCAUGCUGCUGCACAAAGGACUGCUCACGUCAUGCAAAGAGGAAAGGAAUUCACUUUUUAUUUAUGUCAAUUAGUGUGUGAACUUUUUAUCAGACGUGGAUUUCUCCGUAGCUAUUGUUCAGAGCAAAAACAAAACGCAUUUUCCUAUGAAACUUCAUUUUAUCUGUACAAAUCAAUGAGAGAUACAAAGAGAAAGGUGUGUGGGAGUGAGGAAAGGACAUCAGUAACAAACUGUGGGGAAAGGAUGAGAAAACAAAGCAGUGCUUGCAAAAAAGAUCAAUGCUAUAAUAAACAAUGUAAACAAAGAAAAAAAAAUAAAGGCUUACCACUUUCUAAA